UCACUUGGAUUGUGAGUUAAGAGUGAGAAUGGGGCGUGGUGUUUGCAAUGGAGGGGGGCAAAGCUCGUUGGGAUACCUGCUGGGUGGAGCCUCUCCUCCCUCCACCACAGAGAAAAGUGAGCCCAUUUCAAAUAACUAUCGAAGGGUAGAUGGGCAAAACACUGGGAAUUUCAUCACUGAGCGGCCUUCAACGAAAGUGCAGAGCGUACCAGGUGGAGUGUCUUCUCUUGGCUAUCUCCUUGGAGGAGGACACAAAUGAGAAGCAAGAUUAGUGUUGUGCUCAUCACAUCAAAUUUCUAAUUUGUUUGUUUUAUAUUUGCAAAGCAUUUUUCAGAGUCUGUAUUUCAGACAAUAUGUAAAUCUGUUUUCUUCGGCUGAAUUGCAAUGAAAGUAACACAGUUGUUCA
This is a messenger RNA of Cryptomeria japonica (Japanese cedar), 406 nucleotides long. Its product is annotated as protein SPIRAL1-like 3. The record is from RefSeq and is a predicted model, not a curated record. Gene Ontology annotation, biological process: cortical microtubule organization. The coding region runs from base 29 to 259 and encodes 76 amino acids. The transcript has 2 exons. Lineage: Eukaryota; Viridiplantae; Streptophyta; Pinopsida; Cupressales; Cupressaceae. Gene Ontology annotation, cellular component: cortical microtubule, transverse to long axis.